This is a messenger RNA of Amborella trichopoda, 2030 nucleotides long. NCBI's taxonomy places the organism in Eukaryota, Viridiplantae, Streptophyta, Magnoliopsida, Amborellales, Amborellaceae. The record is from RefSeq and is a predicted model, not a curated record.
GGAAAAAAAAAAAUGCCACAAGAUAAUAAAGAAAUCGCUGUUGCUUAUUGUGCGAUCGACAAUAUGAACGCUUUGACCUAAUUUCUCGCCGUUGCUUAUUGUGCGAUCACAAUAUGAACGUUUUGACCUAAUUUCUCGCCGUUGCUUAUUGUGCGAUCACAAUAUGAACGUUUUGACCUAAUUUCAUGAAUACAACUGUUGAUUGGAAAAAAUUGGAUUUGAAUUUUAAAAGAAUUGGACUUUUUGGGAAUUGAAUAUGUGAAAUAAUGAGUAAUUACAGUGCUUUUAGUGAAACUGCGAGAAUGUUUUUGAGUCUACUUGAAAUAUCUGGAUAUGAUAAAUAUAUGGCUUGUUUUUCUCUAUGGAAUGCUUCUUUUGUGCCUUUUUUUCGACUCUGUUCAUGAAAUUAUUCAUAUUUUGCUUUUGGAUUCAUGAAAUUUCAGCGUAAUUUGGAAGUUUCUCAUUAAAGAUUCAAUAUUUACUGAAGUGAAAUCCAAAGCUUUAAUUUACCUGUAAAAAAUUCAACGUCCUUAUCAUUUUCAAUAUGAAUAGAAAAAGAAAAAGAGGUAAUUAUAUAACUACUUAGGACUCUUUCUUUGUAAUAUCCGAAGUCUUAUCUCAUUAUUUAUUCGAUCUCUUUCUCCUUGCCUGUAAAUUUCGGAGAACAGCUCAGCUCCUUGAGCAUUAUCCAUUUGGAAAUCUCAUUGAAUGUUUAACAUUAAUUGUUUUAUUCAUUUGAUGCUGACUUUGACUUGUUGGCCUCAACAAGUGGGCACCCUUUGCCAGCUGAGCCAUUUGUGUUCUAUAAGACGUGGGUUGUUACAGUUGUUUGCCGUCUUGCCUCUGGAGGUUAGAUUCAUUUCACAGUUUUGUCUUUUUGAUUCUUCACACCAUAAAGAUCUCUGCAGGGGGGCUUCUCGAUCUUCUCCUUGUGAGCCAUGGGUCAAUUUCUUUGUUGCUGUAUUCAAGUGGACCAGUCAACUGUAGCUAUUAAAGAGAGGUUUGGGCGAUUUGAUGAUGUGCUUGAGCCAGGUUGCCAUUGCAUGCCAUGGUUUCUUGGUAGCCAGCUUGCUGGUCAUCUCACAUUACGUUUGCAACAACUUGAUGUUAGAUGCGAAACAAAGACCAAGGAUAAUGUCUUUGUUACCGUAGUUGCUUCCAUUCAGUAUCGUGCGCUUGCUGAUAAGGCAAGCGAUGCUUUCUACAAGCUAAGCAAUACAAGGACACAAAUCCAAGCAUAUGUUUUCGAUGUGAUCAGGGCAAGCGUUCCAAAGCUCGACUUGGAUGAUGUCUUUGAACAGAAGAAUGAUAUUGCCAAGGCUGUGGAAGAUGAACUUGAGAAGGCAAUGUCUGCUUAUGGAUACCAGAUAGUGCAGACUCUGAUAGUGGAUAUUGAACCAGAUGAGCAUGUGAAGAGAGCUAUGAACGAGAUCAAUGCAGCCUCACGAAUGAGGUUGGCUACCAAGGAGAAGGCAGAGGCUGAGAAAAUAAUCCAAAUCAAAAGGGCAGAGGGUGAAGCAGAAUCCAAAUACCUCGCUGGUCUCGGAAUUGCACGGCAAAGGCAAGCCAUUGUUGAUGGGUUGCGAGAUAGUGUACUUGGAUUUUCAGUGAAUGUACCAGGAACCACUGCUAAAGAUGUUAUGGACAUGGUCCUGGUUACCCAAUAUUUCGAUACAAUGAAAGAGAUAGGGGCCACUUCAAAAUCAUCUGCUGUGUUCAUUCCUCAUGGCCCUGGUGCUGUUCGUGAUGUAGCUGCACAGAUUAGGGAUGGAUUGCUUCAGUCGCAAGUCCACCAUGAAUAGUGAGUGAUUAAUCCCUCCCCUCAAAUCCCACUUAAAAAAAAAGCUGCGUUCCUUUGAUUGAACUGUUUAAGUAUUGGGAUUUCUCUGAUCUCCCAUGUUAUUUCAUGCUCUCUCUUUCUCCAUGCUCUUUCUAUAAAGACUUAUAGAACCUUUUGUGAAUCAGUUGGCUGCUUUUCUAGUGAGAUAAUGUUACUUUCGUUGAAUGUGAUAAAAUCUCUGUUGUUUGCA